Molecule: messenger RNA, 1438 nt
Organism: Tachyglossus aculeatus (Australian echidna)
Lineage: Eukaryota; Metazoa; Chordata; Mammalia; Monotremata; Tachyglossidae
Exons: 7
Coding region: 28-900 (290 amino acids)
Molecular function (GO): oxidoreductase activity
Source: RefSeq, a predicted model, not a curated record
CACCACUUGGCCUUGCCAAGCCCCAGCAUGGCCUCUGGGGCCCUCGGGAAGGGGCCGCAGGUGCCCACCGUGCCCCUGGCCAAUGGCUUAAACAUCCCCAUCCUGGGGCUGGGUACUUCCCACGUAGGUGGCUAUUCCCACGAUGCAGUAAUAUAUGCCCUGAAAGAAUGUGGCAUUCGUCAUAUUGAUACAGCAAAGAGGUAUGGGUGUGAAUCGCUCCUGGGGAAGGCCAUCCAGGAAAGCGGUGUGAAGCGGGAGGACCUGUGGAUCACUACGAAGCUGUGGCUCACGGAUUACAGCUAUGAGAGUGCUAAGCAGUCCUGCCUGGAAUCCUGCAACAGGCUCGGCGUUGAGUAUCUAGAUCUGUUCUUGAUCCAUUGGCCUGAUGCACAGCUUCCCGGGAAGAGCAGCCGAGAGGCCCGAGCAGAGACCUGGAGAGCCAUGGAAGAUCUGUAUGAUCAAGGUAUCUGCCGGUCCAUUGGUGUAAGUAAUUUCCUUAUUAAUCAUCUGGAGCAACUAAAGGAAGAUUGUGAUGUAACACCACACGUCAAUCAGGUUGAAUAUCAUCCUUUCCAAAGACCUCAAGAGCUAUUGGAUUACUGUCGGAAGAGAAACAUUGUUUUCGAAGGUUACUCCCCUCUGGCAAAAGGGGAGGUGCUGACUCACCCUCACAUUGUCCGGCUGGCAAGGAAGUACGGCAAAACUCCUGCCCAAAUCUGCAUUCGCUGGAGCAUCCAGAAUGGGGUUGUCACUAUUCCAAAAUCUACCAAGCCCAAAAGAUUAAAAGAAAACUGUGAGGUCUUUGGUUUUCAUCUAAAGAAAGAAGACAUGACAUUUUUGAACUCAAUGAAUGUCAACAAAAAGCUGAUCCAUCUAACCUACCCACUGUGGAAAGGAUGAUAUGAAACUGGGAUCAUCAACAAAUAAUGGUUGCAUUCUUCAGAUAACUUUCUUGAUAUGCUAUAAAAAGGACUGGUAUUACUUCCAUUAAACAUAGCCUAUACAAAAGGUCACAAGUAUGGUUUCAUUCAUCCCCUCUUAAACUUAUAUGGCAUGUUAUUUUUCUAUAGUCGUUGUUUCAUUCUUUUCCAAUUAUUUCUGGAAAAUUGAUUCCAUCUGUGUUAGGUAAGUUCUCAUGCCCACGGUAUUAGACUAUCUUUUAUAACUUACACGAUUCUCUACUUACUCUGCUGGCAGAAGACUAGCUAAAUUACUUUUCCCUGAACCUCCUAAAACCUAUCUUUGACCUGUGGACUAGGAAGACAGCUUGAAACUUGAAGCUUUACUGGGUGUAGUUUAUUUUUCAGAGAGUAUUUGCAAAAACCCCCAAAGAACUUAAUGAACUAUCAAAUGCCAUUUGUUCUUGCUUUUAAUAAUUCUUUAAAAAUGCCAAGUUAAGGUUAUUAAAAUUAUACCAUGCCUCCUCUCAUAUCUUAGC